UUAUAACGAUUGUAAAUUUAUUUAUCGUCUGAUAAAUAGUCCAUUUAAUAUCGAAUCAGUUUGGUAGUGUUAUUUCUUAUCCAUUGUUGUGAUAUUAACAGUGGAGUAAGAAACUGGGUAUAAUAGUAUUGUGUAUAGAAAAUGUCGGGCGAUGACAAUACUCAAGCCCCUAAUACUCCACAUAUUGCUGUAAUUCGAGAAGUGUAUGACAGCGAAAAUGCCUACGAAGUUUUUGAAUUGGAAUUGGAAAGAGCAUUGGACAUAGGCUAUUAUAUGAUAGUUAUAGAACCAACACGUCUUGGUGAUGAAACUGGUCGCUGGAUUUCUGUUGGAAAUUGUCUUCAUAAAACUGCUGUUUUAUCUGGACUAGGAGUUAUUGGAUUUGGUAUAUUAUGGCCUAAUAGACCCCUUGUGAUAACGCCCUUGGCAGCAAUAUCUUGGUUCUGUACAACUUUAUAUACUGUAUCUUGGCAAUUUGAUCCCUGUUGCUAUUAUCAAGUAGAAAAACAUACAGAAGAAUUAGCAAAACUACCUAUAUUGAAUACUCUGCAAUCAAAUAAUCCUACAAUUCUUGUCAGAAAGAGUAUUAAACGCCGUGUUAUCUUACAUUCAACUGUUACAACAAUUGCAGCUGUAUUCUGUGUUUGGAGGCUGUAUGAUGCCUUUAAAUAAAAUAUUUCAGCCCA
This is a messenger RNA of Ctenocephalides felis (cat flea), 686 nucleotides long. RefSeq names its product transmembrane protein 11 homolog, mitochondrial-like. The record is from RefSeq and is a predicted model, not a curated record. Gene Ontology annotation, biological process: inner mitochondrial membrane organization. The coding region runs from base 142 to 672 and encodes 176 amino acids. Gene Ontology annotation, cellular component: mitochondrial inner membrane. The transcript is spliced from 3 exons. NCBI's taxonomy places the organism in Eukaryota, Metazoa, Arthropoda, Insecta, Siphonaptera, Pulicidae.